This is a messenger RNA of Glarea lozoyensis ATCC 20868, 1743 nucleotides long. RefSeq lists its product as uncharacterized. Lineage: Eukaryota; Fungi; Ascomycota; Leotiomycetes; Helotiales; Helotiaceae. The transcript has 2 exons. The coding region runs from base 1 to 1743 and encodes 580 amino acids. The record is from RefSeq and is a predicted model, not a curated record.
AUGCGACUCCUCCACACGACCAACUACACGCUCCACGAGUUCUACGGGGAAGACAUCCCUUUCUACGCGAUACUGAGUCAUCGGUGGGAGAAAGAAGAGGUUACGAUUGAGGAUCUGAAGCAUGGCAUUCCGAAGCUGUUGUUGGGGUAUGGGAAGAUUAUGGGGUGUUGCCGGAGGGCGAGAGCGGAUGGGUGGAUGUGGGUUUGGAUAGACUCCUGUUGUAUUGACAAAUCCAGCAGCGCCGAACUCUCAGAAGCCAUAAACUCCAUGUUCGACUGGUACCGCAACGCCCAAGUAUGCUACGCCUACCUCUCUGAUGUCUCCUCAGCCUCAUCCUCCCACCACGACCUGAACUCCUCAUUCCGCAACUCCAAGUGGUUCACUCGAGGCUGGACGCUGCAAGAACUACUAGCCCCGCAUUGGAUACAAUUCUUCGACGAGGAGUGGUCGGAGAUUGGCACGAAAAGCUCAUUACGCGAAUUAAUCACUAGUAUCACUGGUAUUGAACAUUUGUUUAAUUUUAAUGACGCGAGCGUGGCGCAGAAAAUGUGUUGGGCGAGUAAUAGGGAGACGACGAGGUUAGAGGAUCAAGCGUAUUGCCUCAUGGGUCUUUUUGGAGUCAAAAUGCCGCCAUUGUACGGAGAAGGUCGACACGCAUUCAUGAGGUUACAAAGUGAGAUCAUCCAUAAAACGGAUGACGAGACGAUAUUUGCGUGGAUGCGACCAGAGGGCUUUCGAUCGACUGGGUUGAUUGACGAAACGGGGAUGCUAGCGCCGUCACCUGCGUAUUUCGAGAGAUCGGGGAGAGUGAGGACGUAUACUUUUGAUUAUGAUAGACCGCCGCAUACGAUGACAAAUAAGGGAUUGAGGCUUGAGUUACUGACAUUCGAAGCGUCGCAGGGUGUUGAGGUCGUUGCACCGCUGAAUGCGGUUGAUGGGGAUGAGGAUAACGUGUUGGCUUUGCGGUUAUGGAAGAGUCAUACGAGUUACUCGCGGAGCGCCGAGUUAUAUCACAUUGAGAAGAUACAGUUGAAUGGUGUUAUGUUCAAGGGAAGAGGCGUUUUCUUCGUAGGACAGUCAGAUGAUAAUCCGCCACCUCCAUUUCCCCAGAAAGUCGUGUUCAACACCCAAAGUUUGAAAGCGAGAGGUUUUGAGAUUGCGGAACGACAAGUGUAUCCGAUAAUUGGGUGUGCGUAUUGGCAAUUCGAACAUGGCGAUCGAAGGGGUCCGACGCUCCACCGCUUCAAGCCGUAUUGGCAACGCGCUGCUAUCGUGCUAGAGAAGAAUAAUUCGACAAGAUUAAUUAUCAUCCUCGGGAUUUCAAGGGAAAAUCAUCUUUGGGUAGACAUAAUCGCCCAAGACAUCAGCACCGAAAAAUACAUCCCUACCACAUUCCCCGAAGACGGGAAUACCGAUCGGAUCUCCCGUCCAGUAGCAGACGGCUAUUCCGUCACCGCGGUGUUAAAGAAAGACCAUGGUCUAGGUCUCGAGGGGUAUGUUCUUGAUAUCACACUUGAUCCCAAGGGCGCAUUACCGUGGCCACCGACGCAGAUUUGGAGGAAUGGGAGUGACAUGUCGAUGCCGGUCGUGGGACUGGAGAGUAAGCGGUUUAAUCCGGGUCAGGCUUAUACUGCGGAGAAGAGUCCGCCCACGCCGGUUUCGAGGGUGUUUAGUGCGAUGUCGCUGGGGAGUUCGAAGGGGAAGAUGGAUCGGAAGAGUAGUUGGGGCUUCCCGAAGAAAUGA